Blastomyces dermatitidis ER-3 is the source of this 2864-nucleotide messenger RNA. RefSeq names its product cAMP-regulated phosphoprotein family protein Igo1. The record is from RefSeq and is a predicted model, not a curated record. Gene Ontology annotation, molecular function: protein phosphatase inhibitor activity. The transcript is spliced from 3 exons. Gene Ontology annotation, cellular component: cytoplasm. NCBI's taxonomy places the organism in Eukaryota, Fungi, Ascomycota, Eurotiomycetes, Onygenales, Ajellomycetaceae. Bases 619 to 1170 code for a protein of 183 amino acids.
CGCCCCCUUCCCUGUCCAUAACCAUUGCUGUGGCUAUAAGGAUGUGUUGUUGGAUGGCAUAUUUAUCACCCUGUAUUUUAUCCAUAACUGGCAAUAUUUCUGGAAUUCACAUCAGGGAAAUACCUUAUUUAAAAUAUUAUUCUUUUCCCCAACUCCCUUCACCGUUGUCAUCAUCUUCCAACUACACAAACUCCGUAUUUGCCAUUUUUCGUUCUGGGACGCCCUCAAGCUCAGUGAGAUUCGUCGGUUCUUCUCAGCUGUAAUCCCGCGUGUAUUUAUCAAUCAGGAUUUCCCCCCACUAUCUUCCCCCCCCCUCGCAUCCUAUCGAUAACGAACGACCACCGACUUCAGCCAGAACCUCCGAGACUGUUUCAACCUUCGUCAUCAACUCUCACCAUCAUUCUACUUCUGGACCAAACAUCGUGCUACUUUAUCUCGGACUGCAGAUACCCUGUCUCUCAUUUGUCGUGCUGCCAUACCUGGCUUUCGCUCCUCGGAAUUUAGCUUCCGGUUGAAUCUCACAUCCCUCAAAGGCAUAGCAGUUUGAAACAACAACCGAGAAGCACCUAAACACCUGCUCUCUCCCUACUGGUGAAAAAGUCCAGUCGACCUGGAAAGAUGAAUCCUCAUCAGAAAAACAAAGUGGAUAUUAGCUCGCUCAGCCCGGACGAGCAAAGAUUAUUCCGGCUCUAUGGCAAAAUGCCCACCAAGAAGGAUUUGCUGCAGAAUAAGCUGAAGGAACGAAAAUACUUCGACUCAGGAGACUACGCACUCAGCAAAGCCGGCAAAGCCUCAGACGUUGGCGUUACCAGCAUCGGAUCCCGGCAUCCCCUCCCAGAAAACAUCCCCCACCUAACUGCCACCUCCCCGCCCCCCAGCAGCAGCAUCCCCAGUCCCUUCAAUAACGGUCCACACUCCAGUCUCCAGCCGCAUGGGGUCUCGAACCAUAAUUUCCACGCCAGCAUCAGCCGCAGUCCCGUCAAAGAGAGCAGCUUCUUAAACCGACAAACUAGCAUCGACGACGAACCGGAUCAACCACAGGCGGCAGCAGCGUCCUCAUCCCCUGAUGCGAAGAAAGCUACAACUACUUCUACAACCGCCAAAGGGCAAGAGGGGAGCGCGGGUACUAGUCCACCGCAGCAUACGGAAGGACUUCCGAUACGGCGAUGAAUUAUGUGCAGCGCUGCAAUUCUGAGAGAACCAGAUGAGAGAGUGGGGAGUAGAGCGAUCUGGCUUGUGCCACUCCCGAGGUGGAUUUUUCAAGAUAUGUUGACCUGUGUAUCCAAAAUGGGGUGUGACAUCAUGAAAAAAAGUGAACGAACCAGCGAAACGAGACGGGAACGGCUCUAUCAUGUGGACUGCCGAAAAGUUGAAAAGUUUUGGACUUUGCUGCACGGGAGCUAAAUUGUUUUCCUUCGGCGUAUUUGGGUCGGCUCAACUUUUCAAAGGGUUAUCCUCUUUAUUGUUUCGCUUCCGGGGGGAUUUGAAUUCGCGGACCAUCUACAGAAGAGCUUCCCAAUGGAUUGCAUGGAUGUAGCCCGAAACCCGCGCAAGAUCGAAACAGAGAGAGUGCUUCAAUCAAUCCUUAUCCAUAUCGAUUCCGAGCGUAGUCCUUGUCAGGCUGCAUUUCCAGAAGAUUUUCCCAAUUCCCCGUCAAUCCUUACAGCAUUGAUAACGUUCUUUUUUCCGCGCUCAACGUUCGUCACAGUCACGUUCUUUUUAGCUCUAGUUACCCCCCUUCCCACUCGCCUUUCAACCAACAGCCACCAUUUUAUUACGAUUCUCUUAUGUUUUUAUCUACUCUUCCCGAGUUUCACUUCAUUUCCUUAUUUUAUCUGUUUCUCCUUUGAUGUCAUUAUGUCGGAAACGCACACGACCUGAUUUUUUUUUUACCUCCCUCUAUUCUCCAAUUUCUCCCAACCAACCCCCCCCCCCCCCCCCUUUUUUUUUUUUUUUUCUGACUUCAUUGCCUCGCAGUUGAAAGCUUUUUAUAUUGCAUUUCCUUUUCACAAACCAUGGGCGUCGAUUUUGCCUGUGUCUCUAUGUCAUGAUCUAUGUAAUCACACACGAGGUGCAUUUUUUUCUUUGCCUUUGUCACUUUCAUUUGUACGUGUCUUUCUAUUCAACUUUCAGAUUUGCACUUUUGUUUUAUUUUUUUAUUUUCAUAUAUUGAAAUCUCCUCGCGUCUACAUCUGUUUCAUCGUCGAACUUUUUUAACUUCUUUUUCUAGUUAGUUAACGGGGAAAAAAGGCUACCUUCUUUUCACAUGUUUUAUAAACAUGUACAAUUAUUAAUGCAAUCUAUGCUUCACACAAUGAAUGAACAUUCUCAAAGUUUCAUGAGCUUUUCUUUUCUUUUCUUUUUUUAUUUAUUUAUUUAUUUAUUUCUCAGUUUCUCCCUCUCUUUUGCUUCCCUCUUCACUUAUCUUCAAUCAGUGAAUUAUUCCUACAAACCACCAAACCUUCCCUACCAAACCAGAUUGAUUGUCCUCUAUUCUCUCACCCCUUGUGCCUUCUACCUAGCCCAGAAUGGCGAGAAUUGCCAAACCCAAACCAAGUGACAAUGUGAAAUGGGAAUAAGUUCAAAACGGAUGUGAUAACCUACCGAUCCAUGUACAAGUACUGUACAUUAAAUACCUGUUUCGUCCCGCCCCCCCCCUUCCCACCCGCGGAAUACCCCCAAAUCCCUACGUACCAAACCGGCCAGAACAACCCAAGGACAUCAACGCUGUGGAAGAUUAGUCCCAUUUUCCUUUAUUUGGCCCCACUACACUAACUACCUAGAAGAAACCACGCUAAAUAUUUAACUAUAUCCUGAUUUUUGAAGUCCCUCUCCCGCCGCCCCCCCCCCCUAGCCCCGUCUCC